AGUAUCACAAGAAUGUUUUCUGGUUUGUAGAGCCCUUUCAUUACCCUUUUAAAAAAAAGUAGUCUCUAGUCUCCAAUAUGUCACUGUCAAGCCAACGUCAGUGUGUGUCAAUUGUCAAUGUAGUGAGUAAAGCAGUUGAAAAAUAAGAAUGCAACUGCAAUGGCAACUGUGAAUUAAGAAAUAAACCUCAGAUAACACUAAUUAUUUGUAUAAUAUACAUAUAAAGUAACAGUGUUGAAAUUAUAAACAUAUAUAUAUAUUAAGAAACACAGUACUUUUGCCCCAAAUAAGGUGCCUCUGGCUAGUCUAAUCGCAGUUAAUAUUUUUAAUAAGGAAAACUGCACUAACACUUCCGAGGACUAUUACGAAGGAAAAUAAAGUGGUGGUAUUCAUUCACUUUCAACUUUACUCGUCGUAAUUUAUUGUGCUUAUAUCCGCUAUUACGCUAACGUGCCAAAAGUUAUGAUUCUACAGAUGCCAACCGCUAGUUUCGGCGUAAAUAUGAAUUCACUGAAAGAUGACUGUGCAAUCAAAAAUGUUUGGAACCACAAUCUCCAUGAAGAAUUUCAUGUUAUUCGAAAGAUUGUGCAAAAGUAUCAUUGGGUGGCAAUGGACACUGAGUUCCCAGGAGUGGUGGCAAGGCCUAUUGGUGAAUUUAGAUCCACAGCAGACUAUCAGUACCAACUACUUAGGUGUAAUGUAGAUCUGCUGAGGAUAAUUCAGCUGGGGCUAACAUUCAUGGAUGAGAAUGGAAAGACUCCUCCAGGCUGCACCACUUGGCAGUUCAACUUCAAAUUCAAUUUGCAGGAGGAUAUGUAUGCACAGGAUUCGAUUGAUUUACUACAGAACUCUGGGCUGCAGUUUAGAGAGCAUGAGGAGCAUGGAAUUGAACCAUUAGAGUUUGCAGAACUGCUCAUGUCUUCAGGCAUAGUGUUAAUGGAUAACAUCAACUGGUUGAGCUUCCACUCCGGCUACGAUUUUGGAUACUUGCUAAAGCUGCUAACAGAUCAGCAUUUGCCGCAGGAAGAGAAUGAUUUCUUUGAGAGUCUACGGUUGUAUUUUCCCACAGUUUAUGAUGUCAAAUACUUAAUGAAACUGUGCAAGAACCUGAAAGGGGGGCUCCAAGAGGUCGCGGACCAGCUGGAGCUGCGGCGCGUGGGGCCGCAGCACCAGGCCGGCUCCGACUCACAUCUCACCGGCAUGGCCUUCUUCAAGAUCAAAGAGAUAUUCUUCGACGGCAACAUCGAGAGCACGAGCGGGCACCUGUACGGGCUGGGCGCGCCCGCGGGCAACACGGACGAGGCGCGCUCCACGCCGUGAGCCAGCUGUUGUCCAGCGUUAUCAUAUGUCUGAUAUCCUAUUAGUCUAGAAAAUUAUUAUCAAUGAAUCUAUGCCUUGGGUAGAGAAGUAAGUGAGCAUGGCGAUCGCCUCAUACGUGGUUUAUUAUUCUUAUUAAUACAAAACAAAUUGAGUCAGAAUAUAUUCAAUAAUUUAGAGAGAGGAUGUGGAUGUGCGUUUAUAGGAAAAGGCGAUUUGAGUCUUACACCCAAAAAAUUGGUUGUCUGUAAAGUCGGUUUACGGACGGUAGUUUAACGUGAUAACGUCAAACAUUACAGUAGUAUAGACAGGGGCGGUCAGAGUAUAGCAAAAGGGGCCCGAUUCUGGGACUUU
Messenger RNA from Leguminivora glycinivorella, 1671 nucleotides. RefSeq names its product CCR4-NOT transcription complex subunit 7-like. The record is from RefSeq and is a predicted model, not a curated record. Lineage: Eukaryota; Metazoa; Arthropoda; Insecta; Lepidoptera; Tortricidae. Bases 463 to 1320 code for a protein of 285 amino acids. The transcript has 8 exons. Gene Ontology annotation, molecular function: poly(A)-specific ribonuclease activity; nucleic acid binding. Gene Ontology annotation, cellular component: CCR4-NOT core complex; CCR4-NOT complex; P-body.